AUGCGGUCUUCAAUGCUUCUGGGCGCUCUCUGCGUCGCUGGUGCCAUGGCCUCUCCCUUGGAAAAGCGUGCCUACGUGACGGAAUGGUCCGUUGUCACCGUGACCACCACUAUCACUGCUUUCCCUCCCGCGGAUCCUACGCCUCCUCCCGUCGAGAGGGUGGAUGAUUCCACAACAAGCUGUUCUAAAACCCGCAAGGCUAAGGCCACUGCUGAACCAGCCCCGGCUCCGCCCAACUACCCUCCAGCCCCUCCGCCCCCUCCGCCCCCUCCGCCAAAGGAACCCGCUACCAAUCCUGAACCAGCCCCGGCUCCGCCCAAAAACCCUCCAGCCCCUCCGCCCCCUCCACCAGAGGAACCCGCUACCAAUCCUGAACCAGUCCCGGCUUCGCCCAACGUCCCUCCGCCGCCGCCGGCGGAGGAGCCCGCUACCACCGCUGCACCCGCGACGACUUAUUAUGAAAGUGGUGGGACUGGAGAUGAACAGGGCUGGACCUCUUAUUGGACCUCCUCGUGGUCUUCUUCUUGGGCGGGUUCCACCAUAACCAUUCCCGCGCCAGAGCCGACAACUACCAACCCGGGCCCCGCGGAGCCUGCCCCCACAGGCGUCUUCCAGAAGACUAUCCUGAAGAGCCAUAACGUCCAUCGUAGCAACCACUCCUCCAGCGAACUUAACUAUUCGAAAGAGCUGCAGGAGAGUGCCAACACGCUUGCUUCAAGCUGCGUUUAUGGGCAUAACACAGAAAUUGGUGGUGGAAACUAUGGCCAGAACAUUGGAUAUGGUGUCGAGAAGGAUAACGUUGCAUCCUUGAUCACUGACAUGAUGUACAACGAUGAAAUGGGCUACUUUGAGGACCUGUACGGCCAAGCUAAUCCUGAUAUGACCAACUUCAUGAAGUGGGGUCACUUCACUCAGAUUGUCUGGAAGAGCACCACCCAUGUCGGCUGUGCUACUGUAAUGUGCAACAAACUUACAAGCGAUGAUGGCAGCUAUUUGGGAGACAACUUGCCCUACACGGUUUGCAACUACAGCCCCCCUGGCAACUUUGGUGGUGAAUAUGCCAAUAACGUGCUCCGUCCUCUUGGACAAAGUGUUGUUACUGCCUAA
Messenger RNA from Aspergillus tanneri, 1107 nucleotides. Its product is annotated as CAP domain-containing protein. NCBI's taxonomy places the organism in Eukaryota, Fungi, Ascomycota, Eurotiomycetes, Eurotiales, Aspergillaceae. The record is from RefSeq and is a predicted model, not a curated record. Gene Ontology annotation, cellular component: extracellular region. The transcript is spliced from 3 exons. Bases 1 to 1107 code for a protein of 368 amino acids.